GGAUGUGUAGUGCGUGUCUUCCGCUGUGCACGCAGUCUACCCGGAAUUUUUCUCCGGCUUGGGGACCGACCGUACCGGGGGAAGACAGUAUUUCUCAAGGAAAGGCUAAAAACUCUGGGACAAGAGGGGUGAGCUGGAGAACUGAGCCUGUUGUGUUUUUUGCUGGGGACCACGGACAACCCAGACUUCUAAGCUACGUAACCCGCCAGGAUCCUGUAGAAAAGUUGGCGGGCGUUGAGGGAAGAAUUUGCCGGCAGAAGCUGCAUAUUGGAAUGGAUUUAGAGUCCUCAUAAUGGAAACAGAAUACAUGAAAGCAAGCCAGUUAUUUUUUAUAACAGCACAUUUAGCUUGAGUAUUAGUUGCAGAUGGCUUUCUUUACUGAAGAGAAUUUGUGAUGUAAAUGGAAAGAUAUCUUUUUUCUAGACUCAUCCUUUAUAAAUAUGUUUCGUCUGAGAACUCUUUGUGCAUUCUCCUGGAGAGAGUUUCAUUUUCGAUCCUUCAGUUGUGAACCCUUAAUUAUUCAGAUGAAUAAGUGUACAGAUCAAGAGCAAAUAUUUGAUCUUAUAGAAAGAAACAAAGAGACACUUUCAGAAAAGCAAGUUGAAUGUGCAUUUAAUAAUCUUUGGCAACUUCAAAAGCAGAAGACCAGCUUGUUAAAAAAUGUUGAAUAUGUAGGAGAUCAUCCCCAAUUUUUUACUCUGCAUAAUUUGACUACAAAUAAAAUCAAAUUAAUGAAUGAUGAUACUCUGGUGAAUGUGUUAUACAUCACACAACAGUUCGAUGUUAAGGCCCAUGAUCCAUUAAUUCAAGCACUAGUUACAGAAGCGUGGAAAAGGAUGGAAAGGUUUGAUAUUAAAGUACUAUCCACAUUUUCCACUUGCCUAGCAGAUCAGCGUUUGUAUUUGAGUCCACUAAUGGGAAAAAUAGCUGAUAUUGUAAAUAGGAACUUGGAAACCAUACAGGACUUAAGGUCCUUGUGUGUCUUGAUGGUCAACAUAUCUUCUUUAAUAUCACAACAUUUUCAAGAACAGUUAGUGAAUAAAACAGAGCUUCUUUUUGACAACAUGAGUUCUCCUGAGGUCGACAUUGCAAAAAGAAUAGUACAAUUUCUUCAAAAUGUUAAAUAUAGAUAUUACCCUCUAUUAGAGAGGUGUAAUAAAGUGUUUUUAGAUAACAUGAACCACCUUGAUUUGGAUUCCAUCAGUAAAAUAUUUGAUGAAUAUCAGUUCCUACAGUUUUAUAGUUUUGAAUUUGUUAUAGUGGCUAAAAAGAGGCUAACUGAGAUGAUUCCUCUCUUUGAUAACCCUGCAAGCUUUGUGAAAUUGUUUGUUGCAUUGGGACCAGUGGCAGGACCUGAAGAAAAGAAACAACUUAAAUCAACCAUGCUAUUGAUAUCAGAGGAGCUCACCAGCCAGCAAGCCUUAGCAGUGGUGAAAGCAAUGGAAGAUAUGGAAAGCAGAAAUUCACAUUUGAUUAAAAAAAUUGCUUCAGUUUUGCAUAAACAUUUGGAUAACUAUAAACCAGUAGAGUUACUGAAGAUAACUCAGGCAUUAAUUUUUCUACAUUUUCAAAGUAAAGCGCUUUUUGUGAAACUCAGAGAAUUGCUGCUUAGUUAUUUGAAAGUUAGUGUCAUACCGAGUGAGAUUUCCAUCCUGGUCUAUGCUAUUUCCAUGCUUCCUUCUCCUCACCUUGAUGAAACAUCAGUAUCCCGAAUUGAAGCAGUUUUACCACAGUGUAACCUAUAUGGCUUGAAUGAUUUUGCCACAUCUGUUUUAAGAUGGAUUCAGUAUGAUCACAUGCAUAUGAGUAGCAUUACUGGGAAACAACUGAAACUACUUCAAAAAUUAGAUCACUACAGUCAUCAGAGAUUACAACAAAGCAACAAUUUAGAUCUGUUAUGGGAGGAAGUUAAAUCUUUAAAAGAAGACUGGUUUCGUGAAUCUCUUGUUGAAGAAACAAUUGCAGCUUUACAUCGUUUGAUGGAUGGAAUGAAUUGUAUGAAUGUUUCAAAGAUUGCAUCUUUUAUAUCUAGAACUAACUACCUCAGUACUUUGCUACUUGAUAAGAUAGCCUCAGUGGUUAUUGAGCAGAUUGAAAAGAUCCAUCCUUUUUCAAUUCUUGCUAUUAUUCUUCCAUUCAGCAUUUUGAACUAUGAUCCACCUCAAAGGAAUGAAUUUUUGGGGACAUGCAUGCAAUGCCUUAAUUCUCACUUAGGUACAUUGGAUCCUGUUAUGUUAGUGUUUCUUGGUUUCUCUUUGGCAACCCUUGAAUAUUUUCCAGAAAAUUUGCUAAAGACAAUUUUUAACAUCAAAUUCUUAGCAAGAUUAGAUUCUCAACUUGAAAUUUUACCAUCAUCUCUUCGUUCAAGGGUCCAGUUUCGUCUUAUGGAAUUAAAUAGAGCAGUCCGCUUGGAAUGCCCUGAGUUUCAAAUUCCAUGGUUUCAUGAACGCUUCUGUCAACAACACUAUAAUAAAGAUACUGGCAGCAUGAAUGGAGCACAACUGCAAAUUUAUAAAAUGUUAGCAGAGGUACUAGGAGGAAUCAAUUGUGUAAAAGCCUCUGUUCUUUCGCCUUAUUACCACACAGUAGAUUUUGAGUGUAUCUUGGAUAAAAGAAAAAAACCUCUUCCUUAUGGAAGCCAUAAUAUAACUUUGGGAAAACCACCAGGAAUGUACUGGGAAUCAAAUACCCGAAUAGUUGGAUCAAGUCUUCCACCAGGAGCUGAAAGGAUUGCUUUCGAAUUUUUGGAUUCAAAAGCUUUUUGUAGAAAUGUCCCUCACAUAAAAGGAAAAUCUGCUAUGAAAAAACGACAUUUGGAAAUUUUGGGAUAUCAUGUCAUUCAGAUCCCUCAUUUUGAAUGGAACUCUAUGGCACUGUCACAAAAAGAUGCUCGGUUGGACUACUUGAGAGAACAUAUAUUUGGAGCAGGCAAAUCAUGAUUGUAAUUUUUAUUUAAAAUGAGUUCUUAUGGUGUGUCACAUAUGUAUGUAUUUUAAUUAAGUGGACUGACUCAUUAAAAAAAUAGUAGGUGCAAAUAUGCUGAGGUGGCAGAACAAGUGGGAAGUGGGGUGGGAGUAUGAUAAAAGGAAAGUAAGCAGUAACAGUCAAUAUUCCAACCUCAUAGCCUCUCUUAGUGAGAUGAGAAGCCAUUGGAGGGUUUCAAAUGAGGAAUGAUGAAAACUCACAUUUUAACUGCAUCACACUAGUUGCUCUGUUGAGAUGAGAAAAAAUUACUAAGGAACAAAUGUAUCAGCAGGCAAGAAGUGGAUUGUGACUAUUUAAAGAACAUUUCAAUACUCCAAGCAAGAAAUGGAUGCUGGCUUGGAUAGAGUAGUAGCAGUGAGUGUAAUGAAAAGUGGUUUUCACAAUGUAUUUUGAAAGUAAAGGCAACAGAAUUUGCUCACUGAUGGAUAUGAGGGAAGAGAGAAACAAAAUUCAAUGAUAAUACUAACUUUUUGUCCUGAGCAACCAAAAAAGUAUUGCCAUUAUGGGGAAGUCUAUAGGAUGAGCAAGAUGGGAAGUAGGCAUUGGUGAAGGAUCAUGAGUUUAUUUUAGACAUGUUGAGUUUAUAAUGCUUUUUAACAUCUAAGUGGAGAUAUCAAACAAUUCAGUAAAUGAGUUAGGAAGUAAGGAGAGAGAGUUCCAGGCUCCAGAUACAAAUUUGAAAAUUGUUAUUGGUAUUUAAUACCGCAAGACUAGAGAGUAGAGAAAUGUGUGAGGAGAUACUUGAGGACUAAGCUCCAGAUGGUCCUGCAUUAAGAGCUUAAGAAGAAACAGCAAAGGAGGCUGAGCAGGGGUGGCCAGUGAGGUAAGAAGAAAAGUCAGAGAAGGUAUUAAUGCUUCCUGGAAGCCAAAGAUGAAGCAUUUAAAGGAGGAAGAAGUGAGACAUUAUAUCAAAUACUCUAAUAGAUUAGGUAAAUGGAGCACUGUGAAAUGCCCCUUAAAUCUAACAACAUGAGUCUAAGCCUAAGAAAGGUCCUGGGUUUGCAUUGUCUUCACCCCCAUACAUACAAAAUGGCAACAUAAAAAUCACUAACUUUGAAAAAUGAUUUUUGUUAAGUUGUGUGUGAAAGCCUGUUUUCCAAGAGAAAGUAGGAGGAGACAUUUUCUUCUAAAUGGAAACAAAGAAAUAGUUUGGUAGUUUCAGUGGUCCAAUCUUGGCCUGGUCUGAUCUUUCACAUGCUAAGGUUAUAGUGAUUUUUUUUUCUCUGUAUUUUAACACAUUUACAAUAAAGUAGUUAUGAAGGAUCUACUAUAUUAUAUAAUUCCUAGCACUUCCUUUAGGCCAUGUGGAAUGUUUGAGAUGAGUGAUGGGACUGACCAUCCUAAACUUGGCUAUCUUCUGACUCCUGGACCCUCUAAAUUCAUUCUCUUCUGUAGUUGGUAGCCAAAGUGCCUUCUGUUACAAAUGUAUUUUCUGCAUGUAAUUUGCUUCAUUGAUAUUUGGCUUGGGCUUAGUUGAAAUACAUGUAUAAAAUAUUCCCUGACUUUGCACAACUUGAGUCCCAAUAUAUAAUGAUUUUGCAGAAGUGAACUUCAUAAAGUUUUUUGAAAACCAAUCAGAAUAGUAAGCAAGUAAAAGAUAACUCCUUGUAACCAUUUGUUAUGGUUUAGAUAUGAGGUAUCCCCCCAAAACUCAUAUGUUAAUGCAGGGAUGUUCAGAGGUAAAAUGAUCAGAUUAUGAGAACUAUAACUUAAUCAGUGGAUCGAUCCAUGUGAUGGAUUAAUAAUUUGAACAAACUAACCAGGGGGUAACUAUAGGCAGGUGGGGCAUGCCAUAAGGAAGUAGGUUACCCCAGGCAUGCCUUUAGAGUUUAUAUUUUGUUCCUGAUGGCUCCUUCUCUCUGCUUCCUGGCUGCCAUGAGGUGAGCAACAUUCCUGUGUCACAUUCUUCCACCAUGAUGUUCUAGUUUACCAUGGGCCCAGAGCAAUGGAAUUGGCCAACCAUGAACUGAAACUCUGAAACCAUGAGCCAAAAUAAACUUUUUGUUUUAUUAUAAAGUUGUUCUUGUCAGGUAUUUUGGUCAGAGCAACAACAGAUUGACUAAUCCACCAUUCUUCCUCGUAAAUUUCCUAAUGAUAUUCAUUUAUAGUUACAGACAUACUAAAUUCUAAGUGUUUAAUUUUCCAUUUACAUGAGUGAGUUCUAUUUCUCAAGCAAAGGACAAGAACCAAACCCUGAAUAAAUUAAAAUAUUUUUAUUCUGUAGCUUUUCAAAUAAAAUGAUUAGACUGAUGA
Molecule: messenger RNA, 5238 nt
Organism: Ictidomys tridecemlineatus (thirteen-lined ground squirrel)
Lineage: Eukaryota; Metazoa; Chordata; Mammalia; Rodentia; Sciuridae
Gene: Fastkd1
Product: FAST kinase domains 1
Biological process (GO): regulation of mitochondrial mRNA stability; mitochondrial RNA processing
Cellular component (GO): ribonucleoprotein granule; mitochondrial matrix
Molecular function (GO): RNA binding
Source: RefSeq, a predicted model, not a curated record